Messenger RNA from Vicugna pacos (alpaca), 426 nucleotides. NCBI's taxonomy places the organism in Eukaryota, Metazoa, Chordata, Mammalia, Artiodactyla, Camelidae. The record is from RefSeq and is a predicted model, not a curated record.
GACCCCAGCCCUCCCGGCGGCCACCUCGAGGGCUACCCAUGCCCGCACCUGGCCUACGGCGAACCCGAGAGCUUCGGCGACAACCUGUACGUGUGCAUCCCGUGCGGCAAGGGCUUCCCCAGCUCGGAGCAGCUGAACGCGCACGUGGAGGCGCACGUGGAGGAAGAAGAGGCGCUGUACGGAAGGGCCGAGGCGGCUGAGGUGGCUGCGGGGGCCGCCGGCCUCGGGCCCCCUUUUGGAGGCGGUGGGGACAAGGUCGCUGGGGCUCCGGGGGGCCUGGGCGAGCUGCUGCGGCCAUACCGCUGCGCGUCGUGCGACAAGAGCUACAAGGACCCGGCCACACUGAGGCAGCACGAGAAGACGCACUGGCUGACCCGGCCCUAUCCGUGCACCAUCUGCGGGAAGAAGUUCACGCAGCGCGGGACC